GGCGUUCAGUAAGUGACCAGCCACCGAGGUAAGAGGAUGUUGUUCGUGCGUCGCGGCUUCACACCGCAGUGAGUGCAGUGAUGAUCAUGUGCUAGUGCGUGCAUACCCAGUUGUGCAAGGAAAUCGCCAUCAUGGCAACGCAGGACUACACCCCGCAUCUCAAGCGAGUGCUGCGCUCGUACCAGAGCACGGCCAUGACUAGUCUCCACGGGCCUGGCACCAUCUACCUGAACGUCGCGGGCGGCAGGGGCGUGAGCGAGAAGGUGGCCGACUUCGGCGAGGAAAAUAUGAAGUCUUUUAAGCAGUGCAUUAAGCUGUACGAGGACUCCCUCAAGAACAAGGUCGAGGACAGCCCCCGGCGGUGCGCUGUCGACGACGCCGAGUGCAGGCGAGUCCCAGCGCCGUCCAGCCCGCCCACGCGCCGCACGCCCACGCCCUCCGCACGAGAGCCGCCGCAGCCCGACCUGCCGGAGGGGAAGGACCCCGACGGCGCCCUUCCUUCGGCGGCGCCCCUUCGCUCCCCCUCUCCCCCCGCCCCCACCCCCGCCACCCCAUCGCCCCCCGCCGACGCCCUCGCCGACGCCCUCGCCGCCCCUUCCGCGCCCACCGCCGGCGCCGCCAGCAUUAAGGCGCCCGCCGCCGGCAGCGCCUCCGACAGCACGGGCUUCGGCGGCUCGUGGGUGGAGCCGGGCGUGUUCCUGGCGCCCGCGCCCUUCCCGCCGCAGCCGUGGCCGGUGCUGGCGGCGGCCGACAAGGGCUCGCCGGGCUCCAGCAGGGGCUGCGAGGAGACCCUGCUGGACGGCGAGCCCAUCGCCUGCUUCAACGUGGGCGGCGAGCGGCGCCUGUGCCUGCCGCAGAUCCUGAACACGGUGCUGCGGGAGUUCUCGCUGUGGCAGAUCAACAACGUGUGCGACGAACUCCGCAUCUUCUGCUCGCGCUCCACGCCCUCGCAGCUGGACGCCCUUCGCGUGGCGGGCGUGCUGCCGCACACGGCCACGUCCUGCGGCCUCAUCACUCACACCGAUGCCCAGAGGCUGACGCAGGCCCUGCUCUACGCCCAUCCCUCCCGCUCGCCCGCGCCCGCGCCCGCACAGUCGCAGCAGGCGAGUCCGCAGCUUCGGGUCUACCACACCUGCUUCGGGAAGUGCAAGGGCCUGGUGUGGGACGAGUUGUACAACUCCGCCAGCGCCGCCUGCAUCGAGUGCGAGGAGUGCCAUGGCCUGUUCCCGCCCGCGCGCUUCGUCUGCCACGCCCACAGGUCCCUCGAGAACCAGACCAUCCACUGGGGUUUCGACGCCGAGAACUGGCGCACCUACCUGCUCCUGGCCAAGGAGCAGCGGCAGCCCCUCGAGAAGGCCGAGCUGCUCCUCAAGGCCUUCAAGAGCAAGUUCGACCCAGCGGGAGCCAACCACAAGCGCAAACAGGUGAGUUGCGAGUUGCAGAAGUGGCAUAGGCCUACUCCGGAUGGCGUGGAAGUCAAAGAGGAGCUGCCCAAGAAAGUCAGAGCGGAGGAGCUGCCGCCAGGGGGCCCUCUCCCCAGCAGCGUCGGCUACGACCCCCUCGUGUGGUCGUACAUGUGGCGACAGUAUGCAGCUAUGGCCCCUUCGUGGACCGCCACGCCCCUUGUUACGAGGGACGGCAAGGCAUUACCGCCGCCCCCUCCUGCCUUCGUCAGGGACAGCGUCCCUGCCCCACUGCCAGCCUACUUGAGCCAGGGUCCCCCCGUGCUGGUCGACCCCGGCCGCGUGGUGCCUCUCUCAGACUCACAGAAGUUCGAGCGCCAUUACCAGCCCAACGUUGCCCUCGCCCCGCCCAAGGUCAGGGACAAGGCAGCCCGGGUGUCGCUCAAGGAUCUCUCAACAGCACACCUAAGCCAAGAUGCACACGAAAAAAUCGCCAUAUAUAUGCAGGAGCAGCAGCAGCUAGAAAGAGGCGUCGACGUGGAGUGCAUAAAGCGCGAGUGUUCGCCGACGCCGAUGUGUCUCCAGCGCUCCACGCCCAACGCCGCCGCCGUCGCCGCCGCCGUCACCCCGAGCGCGCCGCCGCACCUCAGAGCCACCCCGACGCACCAGCCGCCGCAGUCCCCCAGGAAGGUGUGCAGCCCCGACACGAGCAGCCGACACCCCGAACUCGAGCUGUCCACCACCGAUUCCGACACAGACUCCGUUGGAUCCGUCAGCAACCGAAGUGAAACGGUGGAGGAGGCGGAGGCACUGCUAAGGGGCUGGAGCGACCGAGCUGCAGCCAGCAAAGUGGCCCAGCUGGUGGCCGACCUGGCUGCGCGGCUGGCGGCUCAGGAGCGCCAAAAUGCUGCCCUCAGACAACGGUUCGAUGCGCAGACUCGUGACCACAAUCAUGCCGUGGCCAGCCUACGCAAUCAACUUCUGUCUAUAAACGUUACUCGUGAUACCAAGGAGGAAGAUCAGCUCCGCCAGAAGGUUUGCGCGAUGGAGGGCGAGCUGCGGGCCUUGCGUGCUGAGCUGCGCCCACGCCCAACCCCAUCUGUGAUAGCGCCCACCUCCCCUGUCAAGACUGAGCCCUGCGACGUCACCGACACGUGUUAGGCCGCCGCCUGAGCACUGGCUCGUGCUGUUCCCAGUACCGCAGAGAUGGUCGCAGUACAAAUGUGGCGCUCAUGUGCCGUCCAGGCUGCCUGUAUGUUGCUGCUGCUGCUGCUGAUGCUAGGCACCUGGGCCCAGGCUGCUGCUGCGGACUCGUAGUCACAACGUGCUUGUGGCUGCGGGUGGCCGCCCCCCCCUGCUCGGUGUGUGCCGCAGGUGCGUGCCAGCGGCGAGGUAGGGUGGGGUCCGCGCCAUGAUCUCAGCCCGUACUCACCGCACGGGUCUCACUUGGUGCUACGCCACAGCCGUGUGUCGGGUGGUGCCACCGGCCGUACAUGGUGCUCAUGUGGGGCCGCUGCCCCUCUGGUGUUCAGAGGCUGUGUGGCGCCGCCCCGGCACCAGGACGCUCUGGGGGCCCUGUGGGGUGUCACUGCCCUCCAGGGUCCAGAAAAGCAAGUACAAACGCAUAAGUUAAAGAUUCUGCUUGUUGGGAUGGUUAAAUAUAAAAAAGAAUAAUUAUUUAAUUGGUUUACUUUGUGGUAAGCCAACUGCCUGGUGAGUAGUGGGUGGAAGUGUCGUAGACCAGGCUGGUGUAAUUCCAGCUCUGGUUCACUCCAGCCCUGCUGCUGCCAACUUUAUAACCACGCACGCCCGCACCACCCCAGUGAUGACCGUACCCGCGUCAGCUAUGCAGUGCUGAAUCGAGUCAGAUGUGCUUGAAGCAUCUCACGUUGGUGGAGCGCCUGCUGAGCGCCGUGACCAGAGACCCACAAAACUUUGGCGCAGAGGCGCUUAAAAAAUUGUUGCCACUUAAGAGAUUUAUAGUUGUACCAGUGAGGGCCUUCGGUCACGGCGUUCUUUUCGGCCGCUUAUUUGUGUUCAUCUAUGUAACUAGUUAAUUAUUGAUAUGUGUAAUGAUAAAAUCAUUCACUAUUAUGUUAUUUAUAAUUCUCUACUAUGCUAGUACACGUGCAGCAGUGCGUGCGUGGGUGGAGGUGUCAGCAUCUCCCACCCACCCACCCCCUCUCCCACCACACCACCCUGGCCUGGCGGUCCGUGCCAAGUUCAUCUUGCCCCCCUAACUUACCCGUCAUUUGUUUGUAAUAAGUACAUAAGGUUAUUUAGGUGAUUCGUCAAGCAAAGCUUGGUCUAGGAUUUAUUAUUUUUGGUAGAACUGUCCCCCAUGUUAGCCAUGACGGAUGUACUGCACCUGUCAUGGGCCCUUAUGUUGUAGCUGCCAGUGUAGGCUGCCCACCGGCCACCCACCGUGACCACCACUUUCCCUGGUGUCAGAGCUGUGGGUGACUGGUGAGCAGAGUGUGAGGUGAGUCAGCCACAGUACAGUGCGUGGGAAGGUUGUGAUGCAGCGGACAUGUAAUGUCCGCGGCAUAUGAUGACCGUUUGGCUGAGCCCUGCGUCACACCUUCCCAUCGCCAAGCAUCACCACCACCAUCGUCGCCAGGCAGAACCACCACCACACAGCCAGGCGGAUACACUGCGGCACACUCCCGCUGAGACACACUCCAGUCAGUUCCGCAGAUGUGACAUUCUUCAAAAACUGAAUUUGUUUGUUAUACUCAAUGGGUGGCACUCUAAGUAAAAUUGUGUCAAAUA
Messenger RNA from Penaeus chinensis, 4175 nucleotides. It is a transcript of the gene Snoo, whose product is annotated as ski oncogene-like. Gene Ontology annotation, cellular component: nucleus. Lineage: Eukaryota; Metazoa; Arthropoda; Malacostraca; Decapoda; Penaeidae. Gene Ontology annotation, molecular function: RNA polymerase II cis-regulatory region sequence-specific DNA binding; SMAD binding; DNA-binding transcription factor activity, RNA polymerase II-specific. The transcript is spliced from 7 exons. Bases 132 to 2564 code for a protein of 810 amino acids. Gene Ontology annotation, biological process: negative regulation of BMP signaling pathway. The record is from RefSeq and is a predicted model, not a curated record.